Pelobates cultripes (western spadefoot toad) is the source of this 213-nucleotide messenger RNA. The record is from the annotation of a GenBank genome assembly. NCBI's taxonomy places the organism in Eukaryota, Metazoa, Chordata, Amphibia, Anura, Pelobatidae.
CUGGUCCAUGAAAUUAAAAACGUUAAGUUCCCCUUCUUUGGAGAGAUAUUUAAGUUUGAUAAAAAUGGUGACUUUGUUAAUGGCUAUGAAAUUAUAAAUUGGUAUUUCGAUGACAAUGGUACAUCGUUCAAAAAAAUUGGAUAUUAUGAUUUUAUUAACAAUAAUCUUACACUAAAUUAUAGUCUCAUCAAGUGGAACACAUUAAACAAAACG